Ilyonectria robusta is the source of this 2569-nucleotide messenger RNA. Its product is annotated as fungal-specific transcription factor domain-containing protein. Lineage: Eukaryota; Fungi; Ascomycota; Sordariomycetes; Hypocreales; Nectriaceae. Bases 113 to 2350 code for a protein of 745 amino acids. The record is from RefSeq and is a predicted model, not a curated record. Gene Ontology annotation, molecular function: zinc ion binding; DNA binding; DNA-binding transcription factor activity, RNA polymerase II-specific. Gene Ontology annotation, cellular component: nucleus. The transcript has 6 exons. Gene Ontology annotation, biological process: regulation of DNA-templated transcription; DNA-templated transcription.
CCAUGGUUCUGCUCUACACCCCCCGAAGCUCCUUCAUCGACGAUACAAUUACAUCCGCCUGAUUGAAUCCAUAUCUCGUCUAGUCCUCUGGCACUGCUAUUUACGAGAGAGAAUGUCUGAUCGGGAUGAAGAGCGCCCCGUAGAAUGGGGACCUGGCAAGACAGCCAAGGGCCGAGCACGCCUCCCUGCCAGCAGACGCCGAGAAAAACGACAGCUAUCGUGCAAUCUCUGCAGGCGAAGGAAGCUGCGAUGCGACCGACAGGAUCCCUGCGGCACCUGCACCAAGCGAGGUCUCGGCGUGUCUUGCACGUACGCAUCACGACCUGUUGAAACUGUUCAGCGGCCUCCAGCCACUAUGCAACAGAGGAUCCAGCAGCUGGAAAGUCUUGUGGUUGAUCUAAUGCAGCAAACGUCUGCGAGCCACCCUGCGCAAGAAGCUGAAGCCAAUCUCGGACCGCCCAGUCCAAUGCUCACUACAGAUUACCCGACUGCAGCAACUUCAGAUACUGAUCCCACAGAUACUGCUUCACCUGCCUCCGAUUGUGGCAGCAUGCAAUGGACUAAAUCCGGUAGCAGCUACGUAAACAGCGCCCACUGGGCCGCCGUCUUAGAUGGAAUCGCAGACAUCAAGGAUCACUUUGAGAAGGAGGAAGAGGCGCAAGCUCGUCGUCUUUCCGACGCUCAAUUUCCCGACUGGAGCGGCCCCCAGUUGCUAUACGGAUGCAAUAACCUCGCCACCAGGGAAGAAAUACUCCAGUCGAUCCCUGCGAGGCCGGUUGUAGACCGACUGGUCUCGCGAUACUUCAAUUCGUUUGAAAUGUCUACAGCGGUGCUGCAUACCGGGCAGUUCUUGAAAGAGUACGAGGAAUUUUGGGAGAACCCAUCCGAUACUCCCGUCAUCUGGCUCGGCCUCUUGUUUACCAUCAUGGCUCUUGCAACACAAUUUCAAAAGUUCAGAUUGGACCCCAGCACCCAAACACCAGCGACUGUAUCAGUUGAGCACGAUCUCGAGACGACGAUGGAAAAUUAUCGCCAAAAAAUCGUCCACUGUCUUGUUCUAGGGAACUACGCCAAAGGUGGCCCUUACGUGCUAGAGACACUAAUGCUAUACAUUGCAUUUGAACUUUUCCUUCGCAACGAUGCUGAGAUUGGUGUCUGGAUUCUCCUCGGCACCACCGUCCAGCUCGCGAUGCAUAUGGGGUACCAUAGAGACCCGAAGCAUUUCAAGGGAAUGUCUCCUUUCGCGGGCGAGAUGCGGAAACGGGUUUGGGCAACCAUCGUCGAGCUUGACCUUGGAAUUUCCGCCCAGGUAGGCCACCCGCGACUGAUCAAGCAAUGGCAAACCGACACGAAAGAGCCUUCGAAUCUCCAAGACAAUGAUUUCGAUAAAGACACGAUAGACAUGCCGCCAUCACGGCCGGAGACGGACAUCACGCCGAUGCUUUACCGUUUGGUGAAGGCUCGCAUCAUGAGAACCAUUGGGUUUAUCUGGGAUUUCGCCGCAGACACCAGGUCAUACACCUACGUGGAGGUUAUGAAAAUGGAUGCAAGGCUUCAAGAGGCGCACAUGUCUAUUCCCGAAGGCCUCAAGUGGCGUUCAAUGACCCAGUGUAUCACGGAUUCACCCCAAAUGAUCGUUCAAAAGGUUUUAUUGGAAAUUGUAUUCUACAGGGCAAGGAUAGUGCUGCACCGAAAAUACCUUCGCCUCCAUUGCUCACCGACAAACACUCAUGAAGGCCAUUCUAAGAAGGAAUGCCUAAAUGCGGCGCUCAAGCUCCUCGAAUACCAACACAUGCUCGAUGAAGAGUCGCAACCGUUCUGUCAACUAUACCAGGAGCGCUGGAGAGUGUCCUCUCUGAUCAACCACGACUUUCUCCUCGCCACAAGUGUUCUCUGCUUCUUUCUACAGCAGACUCGUGGUGAGACCCAUGACGGAACAGAGGCGCUGAUGGCCGAAACCAUUCGAGCAUCUCUCAGAAGAUCGCAUGACAUAUGGCUUAGAUCAAGUAGUCGUUCCAAAGAGGCACGGAAAGCCGCCAAAGCGUUGAGUGUUAUUCUUAGGAGCCAGAAUGAUUGCAGUGCAGAUUCAGAUAUGGAAAAAAACACUCCUCUCGGGACGAUGUCGCCAUCAACGUAUAGCAGUGCUAGCAACUACCCCCAAGAUAAUCAUGUUGGUUUCGGAGUCCAAUUCCCAGCCUUUGACGGAACUGUGCUGGCGAACUGGCCGGAUGCGACCAACCAAUCCGCUGACGCUUUUUCAGCCUCGCCGUCGGCUGCAAAUUUUGGGUGGCACAUAGCAGACGCAACCGAGACAAUGGGCUCUUUACAGUGGCCUUGGAACCUGCAGUGACCUAUAACGGGAUUUUUUAAGGUGGGAGAAUAACGUAAAAGGAGAGUCGAGGUAUAAAUUAAAUCGGCCUCUGUGCAUAGGAAAAUAAUUGCCCGAUGGAAAUUGUUGAACACCCUGGUGAGGGAGUGCACCUGAUGCGGUGUUAUUCGCAGGUAGACUUGCUGUUUCAAUUCCCCUAGAGAGGAAGUCAUACAGCCGGAUUUACAUAGAAGAAGCACG